AGUUGCUAUUCAUAGCACAUUGUUAUAGCACGUUUCACUGAACUGCUGUCGUUGAUGAGUGAAUUUUUUUUUUAGUAUAGGUUAGCAUUAUAUUAAUGCUAUGAUAGAGUUUUGCUAAGCGGGAAGCUAAAAUUAGCUUUUCCACGAAACACUUAGUAAAAAUUAGCUAAUAUUUUCUGUUUUCCCUCUCUCUAAUCGGGGUUCCCUCUCUUCUCUCUCAUUUUCCCCCUUUCUCGACAAAACUCUAAGAGAAAUCAAUCUGGAUUCUCCAUCUCCUUCUCUCUCGUUCUCUCUCUAUUUCCAUCUCUGUCUCGAUUCUCCAUCUCCGGUUCUCCAUCUCCGCCUCGAUUCUCCAUCUCCGCCUUGAUUCUCCAUCUCUGAUUCUCCAUCUCCUCCUCGAUUCUCCAUCUCCUCCUCGAUUCUCCAUCACUCUCCUUCAUCGCUGCUUCUCCCAGCUCCGAUUCAACUCCUGUUCUACAUCUCUUAGGUAUAGGAAGUCACAAUUUCGAUAUCUCUGUCAGUGUUAAGCUGAAAUCGAAGUUUAAUUUUUUUGCUUUAAUUUCUUGGUUGCUUUGAUAUGUUGGUUGCUUUGAUUUCCUGUUUUAUUCCAGUUAUCUUUUUAUUUGGUUGGUAUCGUUUCAUGCUCUGAAUAUUUUUGCUAUAUCAUUACAUCCUCUGACUCUUAUGUGUUAUGUUAUAAGUUCGUUUUGUUACAAAAGGUUUCAACUUAGGUUCGAACACAGCAUUAUGGACAAAGCUUGGGUACAUCUAAACAGAGUUGAUCCUGGAUAUGAGAGAGGGGCUUCAAAGUUUGUCCGGGAUGUGGCUUCAGCAAUGGGAGGGGUUGAUGUUAUUGUAUGUCCGUGUAUUGACUGCCGUAACAUAGUUCGACAUUCAGCAAGUGUGGUACUUGAUCAUCUUGUUACUAGGGGUAUGGAGGAGGGUUAUAAGAUGCGGGCUGAUUGGUAUGUACAUGGAGAGUUGAACACAGAGGUUGCUGAUGAAAGCAAAGGAAGUGAGUGGAACGAUGAGAUCUAUGGGUUGUUCAGAGCUGCUGAGUGUUUUGAUGAAGAGUUAGCUGGUAUGGGGAAUCUAUCUGAUAUGGCAGAGGGAGAGGACAAGAAAGAAGAUGAGUUCUUGGCAAAGCUAGCUGACGCUGAAACACCAUUGUAUCCGAGCUGUUCAAGCCAUAGCAAGUUAUCUGCAAUUGUUUCGUUGUUCAGAUUGAAGACUCAGAAUGGAUGGUCUGACAAGAGCUUCAAUGAUUUGCUAGAGACCUUGCCAGACAUGUUACCUGAAGAAAAUGUCUUGCACACAUCACUCUAUGACGUGAAGAAGUUCUUGAAAUCAUUUGACAUGGGCUACGAGAAGAUCCAUGCUUGUGGCAACGACUGCUGCCUAUUCAGAAAGAGGUUCAAGAAGCUCGAUAAGUGUCCUAAAUGCAAGGCUUCAAGGUGGAAGACUAAUGUUCACACGGGUGAGACGAAGAAAGGCGUCCCACAGAAAGUUCUCCGUUACUUCCCUGUAAUACCAAGACUGAAGAGAAUGUUCCGGUCUGAAGAAAUGGCCAAGGAUUUGAGGUGGCACUUUACCAACAAAAGCAGUGAUGGAAAGCUGCGUCAUCCUGUUGAUUCUGUGACAUGGGAUCAUAUGAAUGCCAAAUACCCUACGUUUGCAGAUGAAGCAAGGAACCUGAGGCUGGGACUUUCAACAGAUGGAUUCAAUCCAUUCAACAUGAAGAACUCGAUGUACAGUUGCUGGCCUGUUCUGCAAGUUAACUACAACUUACCUCCAGACCUGUGCAUGAAGAAGGAGAACAUCAUGCUUUCUUUGCUGAUUCCUGGUCCACAUCAGCCUGGUAAUAGCAUAGAUGUGUAUUUAGAACCCCUAAUCGACGAUCUUAACACUCUGUGGAGCAUUGGAGAGGUAACAUACGACGCUCUUACUCGAUCAGCUUUAACACUAAAGGCGAUGCUGCUUUGGACAAUCAGCGAUUUUCCAGCUUAUGGGAAUCUAGCAGGCUGCAAAGUAAAGGGAAAAAUGGGAUGUCCGUUAUGUGGAAAAAAUACAGAGAGCAUGUGGUUGAAGUUCAGCAGAAAGCAUGUGUAUAUGGGUCAUAGAAAGGGUUUGCCACCAACUCACAGUUUUAGAGGAAAGAAGAAAUGGUUUGAUGGAAAAGUAGAACAAGGGAGAAGGGGAAGAAUACUUACUGGGACGUGCAAAGCAGACUAAACGUGGAAGGAGACAAGC
Molecule: messenger RNA, 2250 nt
Organism: Brassica napus (rape)
Lineage: Eukaryota; Viridiplantae; Streptophyta; Magnoliopsida; Brassicales; Brassicaceae
Exons: 2
Coding region: 685-2232 (515 amino acids)
Source: RefSeq, a predicted model, not a curated record